Messenger RNA from Entamoeba histolytica HM-1:IMSS, 684 nucleotides. RefSeq lists its product as uncharacterized. The record is from RefSeq and is a predicted model, not a curated record. Gene Ontology annotation, biological process: double-strand break repair via homologous recombination; DNA damage tolerance. Gene Ontology annotation, molecular function: ubiquitin-protein transferase activity. The transcript has a single exon. Gene Ontology annotation, cellular component: nucleus; Smc5-Smc6 complex. The coding region runs from base 1 to 684 and encodes 227 amino acids. NCBI's taxonomy places the organism in Eukaryota, Evosea, Mastigamoebida, Endamoebidae.
AUGUCCUCAAUAUCUGAAAAUUCCAUAGAAACUCAGCUCACUAAUAAACAAACAGAAGCACAACAAAAUACAGUAAUAACUAAUUAUAUUCAAUUUUUCAGUAGAUUAUUUAUUAUUAAAAGAGUAGUUAAAGAAGAUGAUUUAACCCAAUUAAUUCAAACUCACUUUACUUCUCUUUCAAUUUCUUCAAUUAUAAGAGAACUUAAUCAAUCAUUUCAAGCAUUACAUAUGGAAAUACGUAGAUCUAUUAAUCAAAACACUGGGGAUUAUGUUUAUGUAUUAAUAACAACAAAUCUUGAUGAAAUAAAUCAAGUUGCAUGUAUAUUUGAUCAAAAUGAUUUAAAAAAAGUAAAUGAAUUAAUAGAAUUAUUAAUAAAUAAUAAUUAUAAAAUACAAAGAAAUUCAUUAGAUGAUGAAUAUGAUUCAGUUUGUAAUAUCUUAAUCGAACUUAAUUAUCUUAAUGAAAUUUCAGGAAUACUUACCUUUGGACCUUGUUAUUUAGUUUCAGAAGAAGCAUCUGAAUUACAAUUACCUCAUUGUGAAAUUUGUAAUUUACCUGGAACAAUAGGAACGUUUUGUCCAAAUAGUACUUGUCAAACAUUUUAUCAUUUAUUAUGUUUAAAACGUUUAGGAAGAGAGAAUCAUCUAUGUUCAAGUUGUAAAACUCAUUUAGAUUAUAAUUAA